Molecule: messenger RNA, 5175 nt
Organism: Sycon ciliatum
Lineage: Eukaryota; Metazoa; Porifera; Calcarea; Leucosolenida; Sycettidae
Exons: 4
Coding region: 195-4676 (1493 amino acids)
Source: RefSeq, a predicted model, not a curated record
UCGCUUUUCUUUCAGAAGAUCGUGCUUGCACGCGGCGUGAGUACGUCUGGGAUCCCGGGAGUAGAGCAGUACAGUCGGCUAGGUGAGCGUCGAGUUUUAUCAUGGUGUCCUGAUGACUGUUUGUCGCUGGUAGCGCAAGGCCGGAAGGUUUGUAGUGCGUGCUUCAGUCGCAGCAGCGACAACUUCAGCCCAGGAUGGAUCGAGUGAACACCUGGGUGAAGUCGGUAUCGCGGGAGGGAUACGGCGAGGAAGACAAUCGGGGCAGAGUGGCGGAACGGUCGGAAUCGUCCGGAUUCGCGGAACGCUCGUCCUUAUCGUCGUUAUCGCGACCAAAAGGAGGACGGUACAGAGAGCCCGAGCAACCCCGACAUGGCCAUCAGCAUCGGCGACAGAAAUCUACGUCCGACCGCUUUCCACUGGCUGCUGGUAGUCAAUUGUACGAUAGUGCCGAGCCAAGAGCAAAACCACCGCGUCCGAGUCAGCAUCAACAGCUGCAGCACCAUGAUCGUGAUCGGCAGUAUCACCGUCACCCGCACAAGCAUGGCCGUGACGAGCGCCAUCGCCAUCACGCACAUCACGUAGCCCCAGCCAGCCGCAGCAGUGUACAAAAAGCCGCCGACGGACCACGUCGAUCUAGCGGUAGCAGUAGCUCGUACACCACGACCGCCAGCAAGUACCUGGCUCAAGACAGCCGUGCUCGGUCUCACCGGCAUGACCCACCCAUCGCCCCCGCUGCUGCUGCGAAGGUGCCGGCGGCGUCCGCUAGUGCGCGGAGUGUGAAGUCUUCGCGGAGUAGUACUGCUGCUGCUGGCACGGGCAAGCGGCUAGACUUGGCGCAAGAGAAGGUGCGAAAACAUCGUCAGCCCAAGCAAGACUAUGCUGUUCCAUACUAUGAAGACGAUGACAGCAUCGAUCCGAGAUCAGUUCGUGGACUGCCUCCGGCAAAGAAGAGGGGGAAGUGGAUGCCAAGACCAGCACCAUCGGCAUCACCAUCACCACCACCACCGCCAAUCCAUUCGCAGAAACGCCAUCACCACCACCGCCACCACCACCGCCAAUACCACCCACAGCCAUCACCGGUGCCAGCACCCAUGACAGCGGCUCCUGACUCCAAGUCCAAGGCAAAGAGCAGCAAGAGAAGCGACGAUGCAAGGAAACGGCAUCGUUACCAUGACAGCCAUGAUAUCUACUACCAUCCGAAAGGGAGUACUGGUGCUGGUAGCGCGCGGAAGGGGAAAAUCCCUGCGCACUUCAGACCUGUCCAGGCCUCUCGCAGAGAUCAUAUUGAAUACAUAGAUAUAGAUAGCGACUACGCGCACAGUCAUGGUGGAAGUAUGGAGGGUUACUAUCAAGGUGAUUCUACUGACGGCAGCAGUGGCAGCUGCAGCUCAGAGGCGAGCAGCGCUCAGACGCCUGUACACCGUUUAGACGAGGGUGGCACAGCGAGUGCGAGCCAGCACACAACCGACAGUGAUUGCAGCCAGCGCUCGUCGUCGACGUCACUAUCAUCGGAUGCCUGGGCGCAGGGCAUGACCAAGCAGCACUCAUCAGCAUCCGGCUCUAGCUCUGGGGCAUCCAUUAACAGCAACAGGGCAGUGGCAGACGCUAGCGACCAUGUACAACAUGUAGUCAGUGGUAGCCGCAACUCACACCAUGCUGAAGAGGAGGAGGACAGCUGUGAGGAGGAUAGCUUCUCUUCUGGUGAUGGUGGUGCGGAGGAGAGGCGAUACUAUUGCUAUGAUCCCAACCAUCGCUCUUCUAGCAGCAGUAUUCUCAAGCAAGAGGUUAGCUCGUCAUCGUCCGACGACAAGCUGUGGACGCCAGGAGCCAAGCCCAUCGCACCCAGCAUGCGUCUAAGGAGGGGAAAGCGCAAGCGCAUGUACAAAGUGAAACGAAAGCCACGCUGGGUAUACUACUACCGAGAAGGUACUGGGCCAGCUUACGGGGAGAAGGCCCCAGACAGCGCGAACGAGAACGACGUUGACGAUGGCGGUGAAGCACCACCCAAGAAGAAGGUGAAGAGACAGCCAUACGCAACCAGAGACAUGACGCGCGUUGGCAAGGAGCAUAUGAAGCAUUGCGGCAGCGUUCAGUACUAUAGCGUGCUGUGUCCAAUUUGCAAUGCGUACGUAGAGCGGCACUUCAACCUGCCCAAGCACCUACAAAAGCACCUGAACCAGAUCGCCGAGGUACAAGACACUGAGGAGAUCAAAGCCAUCCGGCGUCAAAUCGAGGAUCUAAUUGCCAAGUGCUACAAGGAAGGUCCUAUCAAGAAGAUGUACGCUGGGCUAGUGGUGAAGACAAAGUGCACCAUCUGUAACCGGCCGUAUAACGACACCCUCGGUGCACGGGAGCAGCACAUGAGGCGCUGUCACCCAUCUGAGUGUGGUGACAUGAGUCUGUUCAAGAGAGAACGCUGCUACGUGUGCAUGCUGGAAUUCCCACCGCAGGAGAUCGACGCACACUUCAGGAGCCACAUGGGCGAUGCCGGCCGCACGCACAUCUACUGCUACCGUUGCAUCCGCAACAACUCUGUGCCGGCGCCGUUCCAGGAGCACGCCGAAAUGAAGAAGCAUUUCCAGGAGCAGCAUCCAGAGACCCACAUCAGCGCAAGGAGCGUGUUUCGCCACACCGCUCCCCACGUGGCUAUCCAUUGCCUAAUGUGCAGAUGCUUCUUCUCGGGUUUUCGUUGCUACAAGCAACAUAUCGUGCCAAAUCACCAGCUGCUUCAUCCGAUGCCUGAAUUGCCGGCUGAGUGUUCGCUGAAGGUGGAGCUGGCGAAAGACAAGUUCUAUCCGCUGGACAAUGGCGUGUGGCCCGAUAUGCACAUGGACCAGGACGGUCGCCUGCGGUGCGUGCCAUGCGAGCAGUCGUUCAAGAUGUUCACGUCAUUCCGCCGCCACACACGUAUCGUUCACUCGCACACGAAGCAGCUGACAUGCGAGCACUGCCACAGGAACUUUGAGACGCCCGGCGGCCUGAACAAGCACCGCAACUCGUUCUGCCCAGAGCUGGGUGGCCGUGCUGGUGCUGGUAAAGGUAAAGGUAAGAAAGGUAUGCUGUCGACCUGGCUGGAGGGAGCAGCAAGUCAGGCUGCGGCCAGCUUUGCAGCUUCAACUGGCGCCGCACAGUCAUCGCUUUCUCAGAAUCAAGCAACUCAAUCUGAACAUGACACACCACAACAGACAACACACUCAACUGCAGAGCAACCACCUCCGCAAGCCGAACAGGAGCAGCAUCUGCAGCAGGAGAAACAGCAGCCACAGCAGCCUCAGCAGGAGAAACUGCUACAGGAGCAGCAGCUGAAGGAGCAGCAGCUGAAGGAGCAGCAGCUGAAGGAGCAGCAGCUGAAGGAGCAGCAGCUGAAGGAGCAGCAGCUGAAGGAGCAGCAGCUGAAGGAGCAGCAGCUGAAGGAGCAGCAGCUGGAGGAGCAGCAGCUGGAGGAGCAGCAGCUGGAGGAGCAGCAGCUGGAGGAGCAGCAGCUGGAAGAGCAGCACUCUGUUGAAGAAAACCAGUCCACAUCAUCAGAAUCCUACAUGGAGGACAGCUCCAAUCUUCACAGUGGAUACUUCAAUGGAGAGCUGGCCCAGGAAGAUGAUGAGGGAGGAUUUCACUGUGCUACAGACAGUCCACACACAGACACUGAUACGGAGAGCACCCCCGGUGGAAAUGGUGACUACCAGCAUAGCUACUCUGAGAGCAGCUAUGAUUCUGAGCAAGACGAGUAUAUUAGUCGUGAUGAACGUGAGGAUGGCAAUAAUGAGCAUGAUGCUGGUGGUAGUGGUGGUGGUCACACGGGUAAUAUCGCAGUAAGUGAUGGCAGAUCGGACAACCAUUCAGUCAAUAUUUGGAGCAGAUUCAAGCACAGGGAAAGUAGACAGAGUAAUCCAGAGCACACCAAUCCGCCAUUACGGCACCGGCCUGACAUCAAGUCAGAAUCACCCAGUGACCCCGGUAAGGCAAGGCCAUUGACUGCCUCUAUACCCCACCGCGGUGGUGGUGGUGGUGGUGACGUUGGUAAUGAUGACCAUGCUGCUGCUCAAGCACGCGCUUCAAGACCGCGCGCAGCACAGCGACCUGGCACAUGGUCCAAUUCCAGUGGGUCAGGACACGAUGCAGAGCUCAGCCGCCAGUGCUAUGUGCAGAAAAGACACACGAACAGGACUCUGAAGCCGAAAGGAGUUCCCCAGCAGACGGCAUGGAAACCUCGCCAUGGCACAGCUCCCAAUCUCCGUGACCUGGCAUCAUGCAGCACGGCAAGAAAGCUUACCACCAGCCGCUCUGAUUCUUCCUCGUCACGCUUGGCCGGGCAAACUCGCUCUUAUUUCUCCUCGUCACAAUUGGUCGGGCAAACACAGCACUACAUGCCAGAUGUUCCAUCGCCAUUUCAGCACUCCGCAGAUGAAUCAACAAGCGGACGCUCGUCUCCGCUCUCCGAGGUGCACUGGCCUCCCAAUACGAAAGGCAUGAAGGGCGUAUCAAAUGCACGUGUUGAUAACGUUAGAAAUAAUCAGCCUAGAUCUCCAGCCGGUGGAGGACGCCAAUCAGGGACACACCAUGGCAGUUUGUCGCGUAGCCAACGGGGCCGCGAUCGAAAAGUUGAUCUCGUGAUCAGCAUCGAUAAGCUUUCAGCUGCUCGGAAGAUGUGGGGUGUUGCUGACGAGCAAGAGAAAUGAGAAUGUUGUGGCAAACAUUGGUUGCCAGUGUGUGUGUGUGUGACGGUGUGUGUGUGUGUGUGUACGUGUGUGUGCGUGCGUGUGUGUGUGUGCGUGUGUGUGUUCCAUGUUAGCCUCACUCUCUGCAUGUUUCCCGACCAUCAUACUAAGUAUAUCCGACAAAGGUUGCACGCAUUCCAAGGAACAUUUCUUUUUUUUCAUAUUUUAAAAAUCACUAUGAAGCAAAAUAAUGUAUGGAUGGAGGAGUCUUGGAGCAGCCACGAAUUACCGUACAGUAUCACUGUCAAUGUGGCAGAUAGGUUUCGAAAUCCACCGACAAUUCUAUUUUUGAUGAUUCCAAAAUUUCGAACCCAGAGUUCCGCCUAGGAUGUCAGUAAACUGGUUUUUAUAGGUAUCUAAUGCCAAACAGUUUUUUUGCUUUUCUUGUUGUUGAGAAACUUGAAUUACUGCUGAUGCGGCUACUGCUGCCAUCCGGCCAGCACAUCAUUGUCAACUUCAA